GAGCCCUCUACAGGGACGUCAUGCAGGAGAACUACGAAAUGGUGACCUCGCUGGGAUUCCCCAUUCCCAAACCUGACCUGAUUGCCCGGCUGGAACAAGGGGAAGAGCCAUGGGUCCCGGAUCUCCAGGCCAAUGAGGAAAGGGAGAGCCCGAGAGGCACCCGCACAGCAGGUGACAAGACAGUGAGUGAGAACAAGGAGGAGAAUCAUCGGCAGGAAGAUCCUGAGAAAGUGGAACUGCAGGGGAUAUUUUUGAGAAGAGCUGAAGGGAAUUUUUCCCAGUGCUUGGAACAGGGAAACGUCUGGGGAGAUGGACACAGAUCAGAGAUGCAGCUGGGAAAGUAUCCCAGGAAGAAACUGGAUGAAUUCAUUCAAGGUGGCGGAGGAUGGAAGGAUCCCAAGGAAACCACAGUCCAGCAGACAAGUCACAAUGAAGAGAAACCCUACAAAUGCCUUGACUGUGGGAAAAGUUUCUGUUUCAGUGCAAACCUUCUUAAACAUUGGAGAACCCACACAGGAGAGAAGUCCUACGAAUGCUUGGACUGUGGGAAAAGCUUCAGCGAGAAGUCAAACUUUAUUAUACAUCGGAGAUUGCACACAGGAGAGAGACCGUAUAAAUACCUGGAGUCCGGGAGAAGUUUUAGUCAGAGGUCACUCCUUCUUGCACAUCAGAGACUGCACACAGGAGAGAGACCCUAUAGAUGCCUUGAGUGUGGGAAAAGUUUCAGUUUGAAAUCAACCCUUAAUAGACAUCAGAAAACACACACGGGAGAGAAACCGCAUAAAUGCCUGGACUGUGAGAAAACUUUCAGUCAGCGCUCAAACCUUAUUAAACAUAGGGGAAUCCACACAGCAGAAAGACCAUAUAAAUGCUUGGAUUGUGGGAAAACAUUCGGUCAAAGCUCGUACCUCGUUAAACAUCGGAGAAUCCACACAGGAGAGAGACCGUAUAAAUGCCUUGAGUGUGGGAAAAAUUUCAUUCGUCACUCAAACCUCACUAAACACAGGAGAAUCCACACGGGUGACAAGCCCUAUGAAUGCAACGACUGUGGGAAAAGUUUCAUUGAGAGAACAAAACUUACUAGACAUCAGGCAAUCCACACAGGAGAGAAACCCCAUAAAUGCUUGGAUUGUGGGAAAACUUUCAGUCAGAAGUCACAACUUCUUAUACACGGGAGACUGCACACAGGAGAGAGACCUUAUAAAUGCCUUGAGUGUGGGAGAAGUUUUAGUCAGAGCUCAAAUCUUGUUACACAUCAGCGAACCCACACGGGAGAGAGACCUAAUAUAUGCCUUGAGUGUGGGAAAAGGUUUAAGCACAGUUCAUCCUUAAUUAAUCAUAGGAGAAUCCACACAGGAGAGAGACCCUAUAAAUGCCUUGAGUGUGGGAAAAGUUUUAUGGAAAGUUCAUCGCUUACUAAACAUGGGAGAAUCCACACGGGAGAGAGACCCCAUAAAUGCCUCGAGUGUGGGAAAGGUUUUAUAGAAAGUUCAUCCCUUACUAAACAUGGGAGAAUCCACACAGGAGAAAGACCUUAUAAAUGUCUUGAAUGUGGGAAAAGUUUCAGUUUGAAAUCAACCCUUAAUUCACAUCAGAAAACCCAUGCAGAAGAGAAACCCCAUAAAUGCCUGGAGUGUGGGAACACUUUUGCUAGGCACUCAUCCCUUAUUAAACAUGGAAGAAUCCACAUGGGGGAGAGACCUUAUAAAUGCUUUGACUGUGGGGAAAGCUUCAAUAAGAGCUCAGCACUGACCAAACAUCAGAGAAUCCACAAGGGUGAGAGUGGGAUUGUUGCUGGGGGACUCUUGUUGUUUCAGAUGCUGGUGACCUUCGAGGAGGUGGCUGUGUAUUUCACCCAGGGGCAGGGGGCUCUGCUGGACCCUGGUCAGAGAACCCUCUACAGGGAUGUCAUGCGGGAGAAUUAUGAGACUGUGACCUCACUGGGAUUCCCCAUUCCCAAACCUGAGCUGAUCACCCGGCUGGAACGAGGGGAAGAGCCAUGGAUCCCUGAUCUCCGGGCUUGCGAGGAAAGAGAGAUACCAAGGGGCACCCACACAGCAGGUGCUGAGCGAGGGAGUGAGAACGAGGAGGGGAAUCAACAUGAGGAAGUUCCUGGGGAAGUGAAACCACAGGGGACCUUUGAGGGAAGAGCUGAAGGGAAUUUUUCCCAGUGCUUGGAAGAGGGAGAAGCCUGGGGAAAUUGGCACAGGUCAGAGAGGCUGCUGGGACACCACCCAGAGAAGAAAGUGGAUGAAACUAUUAUAUAUGGGGGUGGAGACAAGGAUCCCACAGCCCAGCAGACAAAUCCUCAGGAAGAGAAGCCGUACCACUGCCUCCAGUGUGGGGAACAAUUCAUUCUGAGAUCACAGCUCAUUACACAUCAAACAGUCCAUACUGGAGAGAAACCCCAUAAGUGCCUGGACUGUGGGAAAAGUUUUAGCCGUAGCUCACACCUCAUUGGACAUUGGAGGACCCACACUGGGGAGAGACCCUAUAAAUGCCUCCACUGUGGGAAGAGUUUCACUGAGAGCUCACACCUUAUUCGACAUCAGAGGAUUCACACGGGAGAUAAACCUCAUCAGUGCCUGCACUGUGGGAAAAGUUUCAUUCAGAAAACAGACCUUCUAUCACAUCAGACAAUCCACACAGGAGAGAAGCCCUAUAAAUGCUUGGACUGUGGGAAAAGCUUCAAUAACCGCUCAAACCUUACUAAGCAUCGGCAAAUCCACACAAGAGAGAGACCUUAUAAAUGCCUGGACUGUGGGGAAAGUUUCAGCCACAAAUCAGACCUUACUGAACACUGGCGAAUCCGGAGGGGAGAAAGACCCUAUAAAUGCCUCGAUUGCGGGAAAAGUUUCACACAGAGAUCAGGCCUUGUUACACAUCAGAGAAUCCACACAGGAGAGAAACCCUAUAAGUGCUUAGACUGUGGGAAAAGUUUCACACACAGAUCGGCCCGUAAUAGACAUCAGACAGUCCACACAGGAGAGAGACCCCAUAAGUGCUUGGAGUGUGGGAACAAUUUCACACGGAGAUCAGCCCUUAUUACACAUCAGGCAACCCACACAGGCGAGAGACCCCAUAAGUGCUUGGACUGUGGGAAAAGUUUCCCACACAGAUCAUCCCUUAUUAGACACCAGGCGAGCCACACGGGAGAAAGACCCUAUAAAUGCCUCGACUGUGGGAAAAGUUUCAUGCACAGAUCAAACCUCAUCUUACAUCAGAGAAUCCACACGGGCUAUAAACCUCAUGAAUGCCUUACUUGUGGGAAAAGCUUCAGUAAGAGCUCAAACCUCACUAAACAUCGGAAAACCCACAAGGGUGAGAGCAACCCUAUGAAUAGCUUGACUGCGGGAAAAGAUUCAAGCCAAGCUCACACUUCAGCGAUACAGACAACAGUGGGACCUUGAGUGUGGGGGCAGCUUCAUUUGGUGCUUCCAUUGUAUCAGGCAUCCGCAAAUCCACACAGGGAAGAAACCUCUGAGAUGUUCUCAGUGUGUAAAAUGUUCCAUGUGGAGCUAACACCAUGUUAGACAUCAGAGCAGGGAAAUUCUCUCAGGGUCCUGACUGGGGCUGGCCGUGGUGACAAACCCAUUUCCUUGUUCCCACACACAUCAGGGGUGUUUGGCUCCCAAGUGUCCAGCUGCCCAUCGCUGGGAUGAGGAUCCAGCAGCAGCCGAGCAUCAGCUGGUCAGUGACCCCUCUGGCUCUGCCUGGUGUAAGCAAACCCCGGGCAGAGGAGGAGAAGCCCUGAUCAGCCCCUCCUCCCUGCUGCAGCCCUGGCUGCUGAGCUGCUGGGACACAGGUGUGGGGAAGGAAGAGAGAGAAACUCCUCCAGCCGCUUCCUCUGUCUGGCUGAAGUUCCCUUCUAGAAACAAGAAAAUUACUACAAAAAUAAUAAAAUCCUAUGUACAAGAAUAAAAGCAGUCUUCCUGGAAAGAUUGGACAGCGCAGCGCUCAGGAUGAGAAGACAGCAGAAGCUCUGACUUGGAUCCUGUGGCGGUGAGAAGGAACUGAAGAUGUGGUCGGUCUGUCCCGCCCCUUAAUGCCUGGGGUGAACCCACAAGCUGGUACAAGGGCACAUGCGUGGACCAAUGGACGCUCCUACUUUGAAAAGCUCUGGCUCCUGGCACAGUGUAGGUGCAUAAUCCUCAUGGAAUACAAUAGGGACUAUCACUCGAAGAAGAAAGAUACUUGGGCCAGGCCUCAGCUUCACUCUAGACACCUGUCAUCCCCCACCCCAUCUUCCACCAGCCCCUGGGCUGGGCUCCCCCACUUACCUGGAGCUGUUUCCUGCAGGGGGAGUGUCCAUGGGGUUGGUAACUCCUCCCCUCCCCAAAUUCCCCAGGGUGCUGGGUUCUGGGGGAUUAAGGGUUAAGGGACAAGGAUGUAUUUUGGAAGGAAACUAGACAUUAAAAGGGUGGGGCUGGAGGAACUGGAACCAAGGGAGCUGGGUGCUGGGGUAUCGAGUGUUUGGGGAUGAUGGGAUAAGAGGCGAGGGAGAGCAAAGGGGUAGAGAGAUGCUGCCUCUCCUCACUCACCCCCUCUGCCCCUUCUCCCUGCCCCCGCUGCAUUCAGACAGCGCCACUGAGCGGGAUUGAUUCCCACAGGGCCUUUUGUGGGGGGCCUGGAUAUCCCACCUCUGCAACAUCAGCCUCGGAGGUUCUCUCUGUGGUAGGAAAUGUGGUUGGCAUUAGCCAGCGCAUCUCUGUGACCCUCCACCAGAUUCCUCCAGGGCUGCGGUGGGGAGAGAGGUGACAGGACUGGGGCUGGGUUUGGGGAGGGGCACCCUGUGACAGGGCCGAGCCACCGCACCUGGGACCAGGCCAGGUUGCUGUGGCUGGGGCCAGGCUAUGCCCUGCCACCCCGGCCGGCAUUGGGCUGGGAUAGGGGUGCCCUGGCCAUGGCAUAGCUGGGGCUGAAGGCCACCCCGGCAGGUCUGCGCUGCAGCAUAGUUGGGGCCAGGUGAGGGGCAUCGUGGCAGGUCCCCAGGCGGGUUCCCUGAGCACCUGCACAGAGCUAAAUAGGUUGUUGUGCAGCCUUAGGUGGGGACAGUGAAAUGUGAUGUUUUAGCUUCUGUGCUAUUUCAGGACAAUGGGGUGAGUCCAAGAGAUUCCCUCCUUCCUCCAGCACCGUCACCCUCCACACGACGCAGCAGCCUCCGUCCCAGCAAUGGAGAGUUUUAUCCUGGCCCCAUUUUACCCGCCGCCUCCCAAGAUGUCACCACCGUGUCCCUGGCUUUCCGUGACAGAAAGUGUCCAAAUCCAAAUGAAUCUGAAGGCACAUUUUGACCUUUCUGAUCUUAUAGCCCCGUUUCCAUCUCUUGGGGUACGUCCACACCACCCGCCGGAUCGGUGGGUAGCGAUCAAUCUGUUGGGGAUUGAUUUAUCGCGUCUCGUCUAGACGCGAUAAAUUGAUCCCCGCCGCGUUCCCCGUCCGCGUUCCGGAACUCCACGAGGGUGAGAGGCGGAAGUGGAGUCGACGGGGGAGCCGCAGCCGUCGAUCCCGCGCUGUGAGGACGGGAGGUAAGUCGAUCUAAGAUAUGUCGCCUUCAGCUACGCUAGUCUCAUAGCUGAAGUUGCGUAUCUUACAUCGACACCCUCCCGCUCCCCCACCCCCUCCCAGUAUAGACCAGCCCUUGGUAAAAUUGCUCCCAGUUUUUGUCCAGGCUAGUCCAGAUCAUGUGUAGAUGGGAAGCUGCUUUGUUUUUAUUAUUAGGAUGAUGCUAAAACUUGUGUAACUAACAUGACAAAAUAAUGAGGCGAGAAUAGGGUGACCAGAUGUCCCGAUUUUAUAGGGACAGUCCUGAUAUUUGGUGCUUUGUCUUAUCAGGCACCUAUUACCCCCCACCCUCUGUCCCAAAUUUUCACACUUGCUGUCUGGUCACCCUAGGUGAGAAGUAAAGCAGGUUUAGCCAUUUUAGAAGAAGAUGGGUAAAUAUAUUGUCCUGAUUUUGAAUCUGAAGAUUCUCUGAGAUUUCACUUUAUGAACAUGGUUUUUGUGGGUUUUUCUCUCUUCCCGACCACCAAUUGGUCACUCAUUUUGGUAUUAGUUUAGCUUGACAGGGUGUAGCUCAGAUUUAUGGAGGAAAUCACAACACAGGUGGUCCUUUGGCAGAAUAGUCCUUUUAAACUGUAUUUUGACCUUUUUCUACCUUUGUCACAGGAUUUUUGUGUUGUUAGAACCAUGAUAAUUACCAAUAUCAGCACAAACAUGGAGAUUGAGCGCUAGAUUUACACUCAGAGACUGAAACAGGGAAUGAAGUUACUGCCUGAUCCCUGCAGAGAUGCGAGAUACCAUUGGGCCGGGGAAAAGACGGGGAGAACAGAACUGGAAAAUGUCUGAGUUUGCUCCUCAGAGCCAGACAGCUGUGAACUCGCUGCAUCAGAGCCAGAGAGAGACUAGACUUGGCCUGAGAGUUGUGUGAAGCUGUCCCUAAAAUCUACAUGGCUGUGAACGACACCCCAAGAAAAAUGACAGGGGAGGGGGCAGCGUCUCCCUAUUGCUGAGAUGCUGCGUGGUUGGGCGCAGGCAAGAAGGGAGCUGGGGAUGUUAGGAGACCUGGGCAGCCUUGAAGCCAGGCCGAGCCUCAGUGAUGGGGGCAGAGGGAGAUGGGGGAACCUGACAGCCCUGCUGGUCACCCCCCUCCCCAUCUACCGCAGUGUCCUGUGUGGGGAUUACAGAGACUGUCUCUGCCCCACUCACCCCUCUAACCUGAGCUCUUUGGAUUCCCUGCUCCCAGGGUGUUUGCUUUUGUGACGGGCUCCCAACGCCUCUUGUGGUUUCUCUGCGCUUUUCACACAAUGUGUAGAUGUUGCCGGUCCGUGGGGGAGUUGGGUGCAGCAGUGGGCUGGGGGUGGGAAAAGGAGUCUGGAAUAAUAAAGGACAAUUUAGUUUCUCUCA
Messenger RNA from Mauremys mutica (yellowpond turtle), 6903 nucleotides. RefSeq names its product zinc finger protein 585A-like. The coding region runs from base 21 to 3410 and encodes 1129 amino acids. Gene Ontology annotation, molecular function: RNA polymerase II cis-regulatory region sequence-specific DNA binding; DNA-binding transcription factor activity, RNA polymerase II-specific. The record is from RefSeq and is a predicted model, not a curated record. Gene Ontology annotation, biological process: regulation of transcription by RNA polymerase II. The transcript has 6 exons. NCBI's taxonomy places the organism in Eukaryota, Metazoa, Chordata, Testudines, Geoemydidae.